AUCGAUUGUUUCCCAGCUCUAAUACAAAACGCGCGAAUGCCGACAAAACAUUUUUAGCGAAGUUUGGUUUAUAUUUUUAAAGGUAUAUUAAUAGAGUCGAAGAUACGAUUGGGAAAAUGGCUCUCUGGGUGGAUAAACAUCGACCUCGUGAGCUGUCAAAAUUGGAUUACCACAAAGAGCAAGCUGAAAAUUUGAGAAAUCUUUGUCAGCAAGGUGAUUUCCCACAUUUAAUGUUCUACGGCCCUUCUGGUGCUGGUAAAAAGACCCGCAUCAUGUGUUUAUUGCGCGAAUUGUAUGGCGCCGGUGUGGAGAGACUGCGAAACGAAACGAUGACUUUUACCACACCAUCGAAUCGCAAAGUGGAAGUGAUGACCGUCGGCAGCAAUUACCAUUUGGAAGUGAAUCCGUCCGAUGCCGGUAUUUAUGAUCGAGUUGUAGUAAUCGAUCUUAUAAAGCAAGUGGCUCAAACACAUCAAAUCGAUGCAUCGGGGCAACGUGAAUUUAAAGUAAUUGUUCUCUCCGAAGUGGACGAGCUCACCAAAGACGCCCAGCAUGCGCUACGUCGUACCAUGGAAAAGUAUGUGGCUACAUGUCGUAUUAUACUGUCGGUGAAUUCAACAUCCCGUGUGAUACCAGCCAUACGAUCACGUUGUUUGGGGAUACGAGUAGCUGCACCCAAUGAAGAAGAAAUAACCACAGUCCUUCAGCAAACUUGCAAGCGUGAAGGCUUAACAUUACCUGCUGAAUUGGCGGCACGCAUUGUGGACAAAAGUGAACGGAAUUUACGUCGUGCAUUAUUGAUGUUGGAAACUUGUAAGGUUCAGCAGUAUCCCUUUACCGGUCAACAGGACAUUGUUGAGCUAGACUGGCAGGUAUUUUUACGCGAGACAGCCAACCAAAUAGUGACGGAACAAACACCAGCAAAACUGGAGAAGAUACGAGAUCGGUUGUAUGAGUUGCUGGCGCAAGGAGUACCACCAGAUAUGAUAUUCAGAGGCUUAGUAGAGCAACUUGUUAGGAACUGUGACAUGUCACUCAAGGCGAAAACGUUGGAAUAUGCGGCGCUGUAUGAGCAUCGCAUGCAAAACGGUGCUAAACAUAUAUUCCAUUUAGAGGCCUUCGUUGCUCAAUUCAUGAACAUUUAUAAGAAAUUUAUAUCCGAAUCGAUGAUGAUGGACGAUUUUUAAUUUUUUAUAGAUGUAAUGUAAGAAAACAUUGAUUUUUAUAGAACAUAAGAUCUUAAACUUAAAAAAUUUGAGAAAUAAAUUAUUUAAGCCAUAUUUGGUUGCUGUAA
Molecule: messenger RNA, 1294 nt
Organism: Anastrepha ludens (Mexican fruit fly)
Lineage: Eukaryota; Metazoa; Arthropoda; Insecta; Diptera; Tephritidae
Gene: RfC38
Product: replication factor C subunit 3
Exons: 2
Coding region: 117-1187 (356 amino acids)
Biological process (GO): DNA repair; DNA-templated DNA replication
Cellular component (GO): DNA replication factor C complex; nucleus
Molecular function (GO): ATP hydrolysis activity; DNA clamp loader activity; DNA binding
Source: RefSeq, a predicted model, not a curated record